UUAAUUUCUGAAAAAGUAAGUUUGGUAAACUAGAUUUAAGAAGAUUUGGAGUCCGUGGUUUUGUUUUUCAACAGAGAGAGGAAGCGCGUGUGGUAAAAGUCGUUUUGAGGAUCUGACACUGAAAAGAGAAGAACCAAACAAUGAUGCUGGUGCAUGCGUUUGGAUGGUCUGCAAUUGCCAUUUGAGCGAGUCAUAAUUAUAAUUUAAGCAAACCAUUUUGAAGGAUAAAUUAAUUCUUUUGGGUUUUGUUAGUGUUGAGAGUAAAUGUCGUUUCGAAGUAUAGUUAACGAUGUGAGGGAUGCUUUUGGGAGCUUAUCUAGGCGUAGUUUUGAGGUGAGAUUGUCUGGUCAUCAUAAGGGAAAAUCUCAGGGUUCAUCGCCUGAGUUACAUGAUCAGCCGGUGGUUGUCCAGAGUAGCCGAUGGGCAAGCCUUCCGCCGGAGCUGUUGCGCGAUGUGAUAAAGAGAUUGGAAGCGAGUGAGAGCACAUGGCCUGCUCGCAAGCAUGUCGUUGCUUGUGCUGCAGUAUGCAGGUCAUGGAGGGAAAUGUGCCAAGAAAUUGUUAGAUGUCCUGAGUUCUCUGGGAAAAUCACAUUUCCAGUUUCUCUGAAGCAGCCCGGGCAUAGGGAUGGAACUAUUCAAUGCUUCAUUAAGAGAGACAAAUCUAAUUUAACUUAUCACCUUUUCCUAUGCCUUAGUCCUGCUUUGCUUGUUGAAAAUGGGAAGUUUCUUCUUUCUGCAAAACGGACCCGUAGAACUACUUGCACAGAGUAUGUAAUCUCUAUGGAUGCAGAUAACAUAUCGAGAUCUAGCAGCAAAUACAUUGGAAAACUCAGGUCAAAUUUUCUUGGUACCAAAUUCAUAAUUUAUGACACGCAACCUCCAUACAACAAUGCUCAGCCUUCACCACCUGGCCGAAGCCGAAGAUUCUAUUCAAAAAAAGUGUCUCCGAAGGUCCCCACCGGUAGCUACAACAUUGCCCAGGUCUCGUAUGAGUUGAACGUGCUAGGUACUAGGGGGCCUCGUAGGAUGCAUUGCAGUAUGUACUCAAUUCCUGCAUCAUCCCUUGAGCCAGGUGGCAUUGUCCCCGGCCAGCCUGAGCUUCUGCCCCGAUCCCUUGAAGACUCCUUUCGAAGCAUCUCUUUCUCGAAGGCUAUUGACAACUCAUCUGAGUUUAGUAGUGCCAGAUUCUCCGACAUUGUUGGAUCCCGUGAUGAAGAGGAUGAAGGAAAAGAUAGACCACUGGUUCUCAAGAACAAACAACCAAGAUGGCAUGAGCAGUUACAAUGCUGGUGCCUGAACUUCCGAGGACGUGUAACAGUAGCAUCGGUCAAGAACUUUCAGCUGAUUGCUGCAAACCAGCCGACAGCAGCAGGUGCACCAACACCAUCACAGCCAACACAGUCCGACCACGAUAAGAUAAUUCUCCAGUUUGGUAAAGUUGGGAAGGACAUGUUUACAAUGGAUUACAGAUAUCCACUCUCUGCAUUCCAGGCUUUUGCAAUCUGCUUGAGCAGCUUCGACACCAAAUUGGCAUGUGAAUAAAA
Hibiscus syriacus is the source of this 1544-nucleotide messenger RNA. Its product is annotated as tubby-like F-box protein 8. Lineage: Eukaryota; Viridiplantae; Streptophyta; Magnoliopsida; Malvales; Malvaceae. The coding region runs from base 265 to 1542 and encodes 425 amino acids. The transcript is spliced from 5 exons. Gene Ontology annotation, molecular function: protein binding. The record is from RefSeq and is a predicted model, not a curated record.